UUGGUAUUCCAACACCCAGUCACUCGCUUCCUCCCCCCCCCCCCAAAAUAGAGUAGUAAUCAUUCAUAAUAAUACAUAGCGGACGACUAGCUACCAAGACCCACUAUGCACUUCUCAACAGCUCUCGCCGCCGCCGCCGCUGCGAUUGUGCCUCUCGUAAAUGCCCAUGAAGGAGCUCCAAUUCCCAGGAUCGCGGGUCUUAAUAUCAAGGAUUUAAAGGCUCGGGAUAUCUUCACGAACUUCAAGGUCCGACAGGCAGCCGAUGUCGAUCAUCACGACGCGCCGAAGAAGCGCUCGAACCUGGAGGCCCGCCAGAAUACAGAUGGACAGUGUGGUGCUGGAUUUGGAUCGUGUGCGGCGGGCUACUGCUGCAGUGAAGGCGGAUGGUGUGGAAAAACCGCGGACUACUGCUACUCCCCAGGCUGUAACUAUAAGUAUGGUCCCGGAUGCCCUGAAAAUGUGACGCCAGCGGGCACCAACACCUCGACCGUUGCCCGCACCAAGGUUGGUUCCGUAGCGUACGGAGGAGCUGGUAUCUAUAACUGUGUUACCCCUGGAACUGUUGCCAUUACAUAUGAUGAUGGCCCACUCCAGAACUACACAUCACACAUUCUGGACAUUUUUAAGAGCUAUAACGCAAGGGCUACGUUCUUCAUCACUGGGAACAACAUCAACAAGGGAGAGAUCGACCUCGCUUCUACUGGUUUCCCUGCUGUUAUCCAGCGCAUGCACACCGAUGGACACCAGAUCGCCUCCCACACCUGGACCCAUUUGGAUCUAAGCGCCAUCACUGCCGUGGAUCGAAAGAAUCAGAUGUACAAGAAUGAGAUGGCUCUCCGCAACAUUCUUGGCUUCUUCCCCACCUACAUGCGCCCACCGUAUUCGAGCUGCACGUCCGCCUCCGGCUGUGAGAGUGACUUGGCCAACCUGGGCUAUCAUGUGAUCUAUUUCGAUGUUGACACAGACGACUACAACCAGGAUUCGCCGAAUCUGAUCCAAAACGCCAAGAAUUACUUCAAGGGUAAUAUCACCGCUGGAGGUGCGACGGCGAGCAAUUCCGACUGGCUCUCCAUCAGCCACGACAUUCACGAGCAGACUGCCUAUAAUCUGACAGACUUCAUGCUCUCGACCCUCACCGGCCUUGGCUACAAGGCUGUCACUGUCGGCGAGUGCCUGGGUGAUCCAUCCGCCAACUGGUACCGCAACUCGGCUGGCAGCACCGGAUCAGUCUCGACAUCAACUCCCGUCCAAACUAGCACCCAGGUCUCUUCAACCAGCUCUGCUCCAUCCGCCACGGGUACCAAGAAGGUUUCAACUGAUGCUACUUGCGGCGGAACAAACGGAUUUACUUGCCAAGGGUCGACCUUUGGCAACUGCUGCUCUUCAGCCGGCUGGUGCGGCCAAACAACCGCGUAUUGCGGUACUGGCUGUCAACCGAGUUUUGGAACAUGCUCUAGUUCCAGCAGUAUUAGCAGCGUGAAACCCUCAACCUCUUCCAAGCCCGUGUCCUCCAUCAGGCCCUCAUCGACCUCGACAAAACCAUCUGCUUCUGCCACUCCCUCUGGCAAGACCGUUUCGACUGAUGCUACGUGUGGUGGUACCAAGGGUUUUACCUGCCAGGGUUCUACCUUUGGUAACUGCUGCAGCGUCAACGGCUGGUGUGGCUCCACCUCAGCUUACUGUUCCACGGGUUGUCAAAGCGCUUUUGGCACAUGCGGCACCAGCGGCACAACCUCCUCCCCAGCCCCGACCUCGACUGGAAAAGCUAUUUCCACCGAUGGAACCUGUGCUGGAACUACUGGCUUCACGUGCCAGGGAUCAACCUUCGGGAACUGCUGCUCCCAGUAUGGAUGGUGCGGGUCGACGACUGGACAUUGCGGAACUGGCUGCCAGACUGCCUUUGGCACCUGUACGUAAGCAACCUAGGAGUGGAAAGAGCUCGAGAUGGCAGUGGACGGCGAUAUCGUCAAGUAAGUAGGAGGAGGGAACGGAGAGCGAUCAUUGAAUGGUGUUUUGACGAAACAUGGGGUGUUUAAUAAACGCACGCGUACAGCGUGUUAGCAUAUUUCAUGGAACAUGAACAAGGUGUGUUUAAUCUAGUGAACCUCUUGCUACAAUCAGAGCACAUACAAAUAGGAUAC
Molecule: messenger RNA, 2141 nt
Organism: Lindgomyces ingoldianus
Lineage: Eukaryota; Fungi; Ascomycota; Dothideomycetes; Pleosporales; Lindgomycetaceae
Product: glycoside hydrolase/deacetylase
Exons: 8
Coding region: 106-1917 (603 amino acids)
Biological process (GO): carbohydrate metabolic process
Molecular function (GO): chitin binding; hydrolase activity, acting on carbon-nitrogen (but not peptide) bonds
Source: RefSeq, a predicted model, not a curated record